UACACGGAGCUCGGCCUCGUGCCCAACGCCACGAAAGCCCAGAUCCGGCGCCAGUACCGCACGCUGAGCCUCGAGUUCCACCCGGACAAGAACCCCGGCGACGCCGCGGCCCUCGCCCGCUUCAACAAGAUCGCGCGCGCGAACGAGGUGCUGACCGACGACGAGCUUCGCAAGAAGCUCGACUACUAC
This is a messenger RNA of Aureococcus anophagefferens, 189 nucleotides long. RefSeq lists its product as hypothetical. The transcript has a single exon. Lineage: Eukaryota; Pelagophyceae; Pelagomonadales; Pelagomonadaceae. The record is from RefSeq and is a predicted model, not a curated record. The annotation marks the transcript as partial.